GCAAACUGUUACGACUGGCGUGGUAAUGAUUUAGUAGCUUCAGAGAUAUUGACGAGUGCUGUUAAAUAAUUGUGUACGGUUUUAUAUGUGGAAUCGUUCGUUCUUUAGGAAUUAAUUUCAAAAUGACAACACAAACCGCCACGAUACAACAACCACAAGAAACAGUCAUAGAUAAUGAACCUAGAAGUGGCGAAGUCAAUUACGUAAGAUGUUUAACGAAUGAUCCGAAAUAUUUAGCGCCAAUACGAAAACUGGAAAUGAAGCUGGGCUUUGUGACACCAAUACGCUGGCAAAAUACAAUAUUAAUAUCGCUGUUUCAUAUUUUAGUAUCGUUUUAUCUAUUACACUUCUUAUAUAAUGGACAACGAUGUUUAAAGCAGACAUUAAUAUUAGAGAUAAUAUUUGGUCAAAUGGCAGCAUUUGGUAUUACUGCAGGUGCUCAUCGCCUUUGGACACACCGUUCAUACAAAGUGAAGACGCCAUUAAAAAUUCUGUUGUUAAUUUUCUACGCAACCGCUGGACAGAACAAACUGUAUCACUGGGUCCGUGAUCAUCGUCUCCACCAUAAGAAAUCCGAGACAUCAGCUGAUCCUCAUGAUGUUUCCCGUGGCUUCUUCUUCUCCCACGUCGGAUGGCUCAUGAUGAAGAAGCAUCCAGACGUACUGAGCGAGGGUUCGAAGAUUGAUAUGAGUGACAUAUCUGGUGAUCCUUUGUUAAAUAUAUUCGAUAGAAACUUCAACCUACUGAAGCUGCUGUUCUGUUUCUUGCUACCAGCAGUCUUGCCAGUGUUGUUGUUUGGUGAAACUUGGACCAUCUCGAUAUUAGCAGUUCUUGUGCGAUAUCUCUUAACAUUAAACUUCACUUGGUCAGUUAACAGUUUUGCUCACCUCUACGGAUUUAAACCUUAUGAUAGAAAAAUAAUGCCAGCAGAGAAUUUCGCUGUUUCCCUAGUUGCAAUGGGAGAAGGUUGGCACAAUUACCACCACACGUUCCCCUGGGAUUACAAGGCUUCUGAACUCCCGUAUUUCUUCAAUGUGAGCACACUAUUUCUGGACGCGGCAGCUUAUAUUGGUCAAGCAUAUGACAUGAAACAGGCCUCACCGGAAUUGAUUAAGGCAACUGCAGAAAAGAAUGGAGACUCCAGUUGGAAGACUUCUUAGUAAUUUUUAACAUAUAAUCUUGUUGAAGUUGAUUUAAGAAGAAGAAUUGGUAAUGCGUUGAUUAAAUGAAAAAAAAAUGUUGUUUCAGUGACCACAUUUGUCGAAAGUUGUAUACCUAAUUAAUGAUUAUCAUAUUUUAUUUUAAAUAAAUAAACUGAUAUAUU
Molecule: messenger RNA, 1324 nt
Organism: Leptidea sinapis
Lineage: Eukaryota; Metazoa; Arthropoda; Insecta; Lepidoptera; Pieridae
Product: acyl-CoA Delta-9 desaturase-like
Exons: 6
Coding region: 123-1160 (345 amino acids)
Biological process (GO): unsaturated fatty acid biosynthetic process
Cellular component (GO): endoplasmic reticulum membrane
Molecular function (GO): iron ion binding; stearoyl-CoA 9-desaturase activity
Source: RefSeq, a predicted model, not a curated record